GCGCGUCUGGUGUGGAAGUCCAACACCUCUUCUUACUGCUCACACACCCACGUUUUGCUUGACGAGAAGUCCACAUCUGCGCCAGAAGCGGCCAGUGGCGUCCAGCCUCCGCCUCAUCGCCGGAGUCGGCCCCAAAACCUGCACUGUCGCACCGCCCUCGACUUCACACGGCGGCGUCCGGUGCGGCAGAGUCGACCCAGGCGGCACGAGGUCGAGCCAGCUCACCCUCCCCGCCGGGACGGCCGUGUUCGCUGUUCCCUCCUGAGCCUCCGCAGCGUGACGCCAGGCUGAGGUCAAGAACUCGUGACCCAGCUCCAGCCGGGGAAGUGUGACCCAACUAAGGCCAAGGACGUGUGUGCGACCCAGCUUACGUCCAGGAACGUGGCGCCGACAUGCUCCGCUGAACCGUCGGCCGAGUAAGCGUGUCGGUUCAUCCCUGACCCCAGGUCACGUGACUCUUUUCACAAUGGUGCUGCAGACCAUGCUCUACGGUGGCUCGCAGCAGCGCAGAGGAAGCCUGAUCCAGACGCUUCAAAGAUGUGAGCCGGCGGGCGUGACCUCAGCCGGGUCAGAGGCCGUCGCCAUGGAGACGACCCCGGCCAACAACAACAACCUGGCCAAUCAGGAGGAGCUGAAGCUGCUGGCGCGACUGGAGGCGGCCAACAGGAUGAUCGAGACGGACGCCAAGAGUCUGAACUCGCUGUCGAACGCCUCCGGACACAGCCGGAAGUCGUCCGACACCUCUCAGAUCUCGGUGACCUCGGGCACCAGCUCGGGUCAGGGUCAGGACAGCACCGCCGAGCCCGAGGAGGACGCCUGGGUGGUCUGGGGACGCAUCGUCAACGAGUGGGAUCUGCACUGGAAGAAGAAGCAGCAGCAGGUCAAGGACCUGGUGCGGCGCGGCAUCCCCCACCACUUCCGCGGGAUCGUCUGGCAGCUUCUCUGCGGCGCCCACAACAGCCCCGUCAAGGCCAAGUAUGCCGAGCACAUCAAGGCGACGUCGGCCUGUGAAAAGUCUAUCCGGCGGGACAUCGCCAGGACGUACCCGGAGCAUGACUUCUUCAAGGAGAAGAACGGCAUGGGCCAGGAGAGCUUGUUCAACGUGAUGAAGGCGUAUUCGCUGCACGACCGGGAGGUCGGGUACUGCCAGGGCACCGCCUUCAUCGUCGGUCUGCUGCUGAUGCAGAUGCCGGAGGAGGAGUCCUUCGCCGUGCUGGUGAAGCUGAUGGAGGAUUACCGCAUGCGGGAGAUGUUCAAGCCGUCGAUGGCCGAGCUGGGCGUCUGCAUCUACCAGCUGGAAGUCCUGGUCCAGGAGCAGCUGCCGGAGCUGCACGGUCACUUCCAGUCGCAGUCGUUCCACACGUCCAUGUACGCCAGCUCGUGGUUCCUGACGCUGUUCACCACGGCGCUGCCGCUGCCGCUGGCCAGCCGCGUCAUGGACUGGUUCCUCUCGGACGGCAUGGAGGUCAUCUUCCGACUGGCCGUCGCCAUCCUGAUCGUCGGCAAGGCCGACAUCCUCAGCCAGGACAUGGAGGGCAUGUUGAAGUACUUCCAGAAAGAGAUGCCAGUGAAGUUCGAGGCGGACCCGGAGAACCACUUCACGCUGGCACAGAACGUCAAGUACAACGCCAAGCGGAUGAAGAAGCUGGAGAAGGAGUACACUGUGAUGAAAACCAAAGAGCACGAGGAACAAGUAGAGUUAAGGCGACUGCGGACGGAGAACCGGCUGCUGCGCCAGCAAGUGGAAUACCUGGAGGCCGAGUCGGUGGCGCUGGCCGAUCGUCUCAUCCAGGGCCAGGUGUGCCGCGCCGAGGAGGCUGAGCACAGCUACGUCAUCAAGCGCGAGCUCGAGUCGGUGCGCCAGCACAGCGGCGAGACGGCCCAGCAGCUGGAGGAGGCGCGGGCCCGCAUCCACAAGCUCUCCGAGCAGAUGAACGAGUCGAGCUCCAACGAGGACUCGCUGCAGGAGCUAUCGCUCAAGACGGAGCUGCUGCAGCAGAAGGAGGAGCUGAUGCGAUGUCUGCAGGACGAGCUGGUUAAGGUGCGGCUGGAGCACGCCGAGAACGAGGCCACCAUCCGCGAGCUGAGCGCCCGCUGCGACCAGCAGGACAAGGAGCUGCGGCAGCUCAAGGACCAGCCGCCGGAGGACCCGGUGGCAGCCCUGCAGGAGGAGCUGGCUGCCGCCAAGCAGCGCGAGGCGGACGCCGUGCUGGCGCUCAAGGAGCUCCAGCAGACGGUGGCAGAUCUCAACGUCAUGUGGAAGCGGCACCUGGAGGAGAAGGAGAAGCUGAAGAUGUCGGUGGAGGCGGGUGGCGCCGGCGGCCCGGACACGCCGACGAUGCGGACGCCGACGGCGGCGCGCAAGCUGCUCUUCUGGAGCACCAGCAGCGAGGACACGUCCCGUCUGCAGGACGAGCUGAUGACGUCACGACUGAAGGAGAUCGAGGCCGUGGCCGAGAUGAAGCAGAUGGUCAACAAGAUGAUGGAAAUGGAGACGCAGGUUCAGGUGACCACCAAUCAGCUGCGGCGACAGAGUGAGGAGCACAAGAAGACUCUGGAGAAGGUAGAGUUCCUGGAGACUGAAAACAGACGUCAGGCAGACGAGAUCAAAGACAGUCAGAGGAAGUUCUCCGAUCUCCAGACCAAGAUGAAGGAGGAGCUGAUGCUGGCCCGGAUCCGGGACGCCGAACACACCCAGUGCAUGGCCGAGCUCACACACAAGCUGUGUAGCUUGGAGCUCAAGAACCACGAGCUGCUGGCGGAGGGCGAGCUGAAUGGCGUCGGCGAGAGUGACCGCGUCAAGGAGCUCUCCGACAAGGUCGCCGACCUCAAGGCCGAGAUCCUGCUGCUGAAGCACUCCAACCGGUCGCUGAACAACCAGGUGCAGAUCCAUCAGAUCCUGUCGCCGCGUGUCAGCGUCGGAUCUGCGUCCGAGGAGGAGGAUCUGCGCCUCAAGCUGGACGACGAGCGGCCCGGCUCGGCCCAGCUGGCCGCCGCCAGCUAGCAUGAGGCCCAAGGCGGCGGCGCGCACCAGUCACCCUGGCGGCGGAUGGGCAUACUGUCUUGGUAGACGGUGCUCCCAUCUGCCGGUGCGCGUCGCCGCCUUCGGCUAGCCGACGGCCGAGAGGUGGCGGGCUUGGGAUCGGACGACCGACCGGCGAUAUGUCCUGGCCCGGCGCAGGAACUCAACGAACGGAAAGCGGCAGACGCGUGGAGUGGGCGGGAAGAAUCUCAUUUUGCACGCUGUUUGGACCGAACUGAAGGCUGCUCGCCGCGCGCUGCUGGCGUAUGUGUUCGGUGUUCACCGCUAGGAGCAGUGCCGGCGCCACCGGCGCCUGCGCACCUCAAUGUUCCCUCCCGACAGCUGCCGAUGCCCCGGGGCGCGCGAGCCGCCCGGCGUCUGAGCGUGGGAAGAUGUUAAUGAUAGAUGAUCUGUGAUACGCCGUACGUUACUGGUUGUCGUUGCAAGGCACUGGGGUACGGGGACGGCGUGUGCUUUAACGUGAUACAGUGUGCGUGGUGUUCAUGAGUUGGUCUGGACUUCGGCCGGUUGCCGUGGCAACCGUGGAUUGUGAUCAGAAAUUUGCAUUCCGAAUGUUUUCCCUCGGUGUGAGCAAUGAAUAACCGUUUGCAAUGGCGGUGCUGGAUGUAAUUUAUUGCUGCCUCCGUGGCGCUUUUCGCCAGAGUCCUAUUUAUUUCCUGCCGAUGUUUUCGAGCCCGAAACCAGCGUUUACAUUUUCGUAAUGUUCUUGUAACUAUAGCUGCUAGAAGCCUAAUCGUGAGUUGUUGAUAGUGACGGUACAUCAGUACCGUCUGCACCGUGUCGCCGAACACCGUUAACACCGACCGUGGCCGAGCGAUGCCGCCUCGAAGUGCCGGCACUCGCAACGACGGGGGACACUCGCCGGGCACUCGGCGGAGUGGGGGCACUCAGCACUCGGGAGCACGCGCCGUCGUCAGCUGAACUGACGAGAGCACGCUCCGCCAGUGCUGGUGACGGGCUGGUUCCCGCAGAGAGCACUCGUUAUAGUUGGUGCUGAAAUCAGUCAAUAAAUGGUUUACACUCA
Pollicipes pollicipes is the source of this 4067-nucleotide messenger RNA. Its product is annotated as ecotropic viral integration site 5 ortholog. The transcript is spliced from 16 exons. Gene Ontology annotation, molecular function: GTPase activator activity; small GTPase binding. The record is from RefSeq and is a predicted model, not a curated record. NCBI's taxonomy places the organism in Eukaryota, Metazoa, Arthropoda, Thecostraca, Pollicipedomorpha, Pollicipedidae. Gene Ontology annotation, biological process: regulation of GTPase activity. Bases 467 to 3004 code for a protein of 845 amino acids.